AUGCAGUUCACCACCUUCCUCCUCUCGGCCCUCCUCUCUGCUGGCUCCCUGGCCGCUCCUCUCGAGCCCAGGGCUGAGGCCGUCUCCAUGAUGGCCCAGGCCACAACAUGGACCAUCACCAGCCUGCAGCGUGUCGUCGACGCCGCUGACACGACUGCCACCUGGACCUUCGGCAUCAACAACGGAUCGACCACCACCCCUUGCACUGAGGUCGUUAAGGGACCCCCAGCCUCGCAGACCAACGGAGGCCCAGUCACCUGCGGCGCAUACACCGUCACCUCCGGCUGGUCUGGCCAAUUCGGCCCCGGCAACGGCUUCACCACCUUCGCUGUUGUCGACUACGCUGCGGGUCUGAUCGUUUACCCUGCCUACACCGACAAGCAGGUCCAGGCCGGCACAGUGGUUACUCCCGACCAGAGCUACACCCCCUCCAAGCUCGGUUAA
Diaporthe amygdali is the source of this 444-nucleotide messenger RNA. RefSeq lists its product as uncharacterized. NCBI's taxonomy places the organism in Eukaryota, Fungi, Ascomycota, Sordariomycetes, Diaporthales, Diaporthaceae. The coding region runs from base 1 to 444 and encodes 147 amino acids. The record is from RefSeq and is a predicted model, not a curated record. The transcript has a single exon.